Molecule: messenger RNA, 1091 nt
Organism: Urocitellus parryii (Arctic ground squirrel)
Lineage: Eukaryota; Metazoa; Chordata; Mammalia; Rodentia; Sciuridae
Gene: Cib2
Product: calcium and integrin binding family member 2
Biological process (GO): calcium ion homeostasis
Cellular component (GO): stereocilium; cytoplasm; cell periphery
Molecular function (GO): calcium ion binding; magnesium ion binding
Source: RefSeq, a predicted model, not a curated record
CUCCUCAGGGCGAGCCGCGGGGCGGGGUGGCGGGUCCGGCCGCCCGGGGACGCUGCCCGCCGCGGGGCUGGAGAGGGCCGCGGGGCGCKAGGCUCCCGGCUCCUGCGGCCGCUGAUGGGAGGCGGCGCACCCGCGGGCGAACGACGGCGCCGCAGCCACCAUGGGGAACAAGCAGACCAUCUUCACCGAAGAGCAGCUGGACAACUACCAGGCUUCAUGCACGGUUCUACGAACUGGCCCCCAACCUUGUUCCGAUGGACUACAGGAAGAGCCCCAUUGUCCAUGUGCCUAUGAGCCUCAUCAUCCAGAUGCCGGAGCUCCGGGAGAAUCCCUUCAAGGAAAGGAUCGUGGAGGCUUUUUCUGAGGAUGGCGAAGGGAACCUCACCUUUAAUGACUUUGUGGACAUGUUUUCUGUGCUCUGCGAGUCAGCUCCCCGAGAGCUCAAGGCAAACUACGCCUUCAAGAUCUAUGACUUCAACACUGACAACUUCAUCUGCAAGGAGGACCUGGAGCUGACACUGGCCCGGCUCACCAAGUCAGAGCUGGAUGAGGACGAGGUGGUGCUCGUGUGUGACAAAGUCAUAGAGGAAGCUGACCUAGAUGGCGACGGCAAGCUGGGCUUUGCUGACUUUGAGGACAUGAUCGCCAAGGCCCCUGAUUUCCUCAGCACUUUCCACAUCCGGAUCUGAGGACACUGCCAAGGCUGUAGGACCUGGAAGCUCACCACCCAGCUCUGCUGCCUAUACAGGUGUGGCUGCAUGCUUCCCAGGAAAGGAACGGCAGCCUCUGGGGUUUACACCCAUGAACAUUUCCUGUGGCCCUUUCAGCAAAAAAGAAAGAAAGAAAGAAAAAAAAAAAAAACUUAAUGAGAGAAGUGGGUUGUGAGGAGUAGGACCCUUCCCAGGGCUCCCAGUGGUCCAGCCCCAGGACACAUAGCCCCUGAGCAAAUCCUUCCAUCCACCCCUCUCUCCCCAUCAGAAAUGUCCCUCCUGGGAGGGGAAGGAAGAAAACCCAACAGGAAGUGGUAGGGUCUGACUUGACCAUGUGCUGGGUUGAUACCCCAGUCACCUAGAGCAAAUACAAAAAAAAAA